Pan troglodytes (chimpanzee) is the source of this 5406-nucleotide messenger RNA. RefSeq names its product coiled-coil domain containing 178 (gene CCDC178). The transcript is spliced from 21 exons. The record is from RefSeq and is a predicted model, not a curated record. Bases 457 to 2796 code for a protein of 779 amino acids. Lineage: Eukaryota; Metazoa; Chordata; Mammalia; Primates; Hominidae.
ACUCCUUCCCUCUCCGGUAAAGAGGGAAAGGAGUUGGGUUGGCAAAUCGGUUACAAGAGAAAGGGAAAGGCACUGGGAGAAGGCGGAGCGGGGGCGGCCUGGAGCGCUGAUCCGGCGCCGAAACGCGGGCAGUCGGGGGCCAAGGGCUUGAGCCAGGAGGCCCCGGAGCAGCAGCCGCCCGCUCCUCACGCCGCCGCCACCGCCCCCGCGGUUGCCUGGACACGGGAUAACCGACUUGGGGCCUCGACCGCAGCAGAGCCGGAGGGGUGGGCAGGCGCGGGUCCGGGAGACGCGCGGGGAGACGCGCGGAGCCGUGUCUGCUCAAUCAAGUCAAAUACUGAACAACUUCCUGGCGGAGAGGCUGAGAAUUUUAUACUUGCUUGCUCGACAGCACCCCAAAUAAGAUGAUCCACGCCAACACCUCCCCUUUACAGGUUUUAAAAUAUUCUUAUAACUAUGACUGAAAACAAGACAGUUUCCUCUUCUUCCACUAGAGAUGAUCAAACCAAUAUAGGUUUAACAUGUCAGGAAGUAAAGGCUCUCAGAGAGAAGGCAUGGUCAAGGACAAAUGAAGGCAAUGCCACGUCUCAAAGUUUGGUUCUAUAUGGAGCCUCUAAGGAGAACAGUGAAGGUUUUCAUGAAAGUAAAAUGACAAAUACUGAAGAGGUGAAUAAAGGCAUUUACUUUAGCUACCCAUGUCGACGUCACAGCUGUGCCGUAGUAAACAUCCCAGCACCUUGUGUCAACAAAAUGAUUUCACACAUCCAAGAUGUGGAGUCCAAAAUACAGGAGCAUUUGAAAAGGUUUGAAACUUCUUUUGAAGAAUGGAGCAGAACUUCUUCCACAAAAGACCUGAAAGAAGAUUGGAGUGUAACUACACCAGUGAAAGAGGUCAAACCAGGAGAAAAUAGAGAUGAAAAGUGUCCAGAGUUAAAGCAGGAAAUGGAAACGUUGCUCUCAGAGGCCAUUCAUCUCAUUAAAAGUCUAGAAACUGACCGGGCAGACGCUGAAGAAGCUUUAAAACAACAGAGAUCAAGAAAGAAUAUGAUUAACAUGAAAAUUGACUCUUGGUCAGUCUGGAAACUUCAAGAACUCCCAUUGGCUGUGCAGAAAGAACAUGAGGCCUCUUUGAGUGAUGUUAUAGAAUUACAAUGGCAUCUUGAAGAUAAAGCUAAUCAACUACAACAUUUUGAAAAACAGAAGACAGAGUUAGAAGAAGCAAAUGCAAAGAUUCAAGCAGACAUAGACUACAUGAAUGAACAUGGCCCUCUACUGGACUCUAAGCAGAAUCAGGAACUUCAAGAUCUGAAGAACCAUUAUAAAAAAAAAAUGGAGGUAAUGGACCUACACAGAAAAGUUAAUGAAGAACUUGAAGAAGCUUUAGAAGCCUGUGAAAAUGCCAGAUUGAAGGCUCAGCAAAUUAAAGAAGAGAUUGAUAAGGAUAUUUACCAGGAUGAAAAAACCAUAGAGGCCUACAAGAGAGAGAUACAUCAACUUAACAGUCUAUUUGAUCAUUACUCUUCAUCAGUGAUAAAUGUUAAUACUAAUAUUGAGGAGAAGGAAGAGGAAGUGACUGAAGCAAUAAGGGAAACAAAGUCAUCAAAAAAUGAAUUACAUUCUCUAUCAAAAACGCUGGAAGAUUUGAAAAGAGUUUAUGACCAACUAACCUGGAAGCAAAAAAGUCAUGAAAAUCAGUAUCUGGAAGCAGUUAAUAAUUUUUAUGCUGCAAAAAAAACAUGGGAUAUUGAGCUUUCUGAUGUUGCAAAAGAUUUUUCAGCUAUUUCUUUGGCAUGUACAAAACUGACGGAAGACAAUAAAAAAGUUGAGAUUGAUAUUAACAAAAUAACAGAAAAAACCAAUGAAAGCAUACGGAAAAAAUCAAAAUACGAAUCUGAAAUAAAAUAUUUGACAAUAAUGAAGUUAAAGAAUGAUAAACAUCUCAAGAACAUCUAUAAGGAGGCUUAUCGCAUUGGUACUCUUUUCCACCUAACCAAACACAAGACAGAUGAAAUGGAAGAUAAAAUAGCAGAAGUGAGAAGAAAGUUCAAGGGUAGAGAAGAAUUCCUGAAAAAACUCACUCAAGGUGAAGUGGCUGCUGGAAUGGUGCUUCAGAAAAAACUAUAUUCCAUUUACGAAGUCCAGGCACUUGAGCGGAAAGAGCUUAUAAAAAAUAGAGCAAUAUGUGCCAUGUCACUGGCAGAACUACAGAAACCUCUGCUUCAACUAGAAGAUGAAGCUGAAAGAAUCAGAACUCUCAACAAAGAACAUUCUGUUAUGCUUAAUAAUAUAAUUGAUCAGAAAGAUCUUAUUAGAAGAAAGGUGGGAAAAGUAAAGAAAAAAUUACGAAAAAAGGGGAAGAAAGCCCUUGAUGCAUUAAUAGAAACUGAGAGUAAACGCUCAGCAAUUUUUAAAGACCUAGAAGCAACUAAAAGUAAGACAAUGAUUUUUUAUGCAAAAAUAAAUGGAUUGAAUGAGGAAUUAAAAGCAAAAGAAGAAGAAAAGAAAAGUUUUGAUCAGACACUUGAAAUAUUAAAGAACAAAUUUAUAACUAUGAGAUUUAAAAGGGAACAUGCACAAACUGUGUUUGAUCAUUAUAUGCAAGAGAAAAAAGACUGUGAAGAGAGAAUCUUUGAGGAAGAUCAGAGAUUUAGAGUGCUCCUUGCUGUAAGACAAAAAACUCUUCAAGAUACCCAAAAAUCCACUGGUUUCUCUGUGACUCUCCAGGGAAGUUCACUUUCACAAAGUAACAAAGGGCACCGGUUCAUUUUCAUCUUCUGGUUCCACCAUCACAACUGACGCCCUUCAUGGUCUCCUUGACAGCAGAAGAGAAAGCUGAAGGGUCACACACCAUCCAUUUAGUGUCUUGGCCUCAAAUUUAUUUAUGUGUAUUCUGUUCAUGACCCAUUUGUGCAGAACUAUUCUCAGGGCCCUUCCUAAUUGCAGUGGGGCUGAGAAAUGUGUGUAAGCCUAUGGAUAUUUGGUAAGCAGCCGAUGUCUCCCAUUAAUGCUAUUAUAAUUUUUAAAAUUUUGCAAAAUUCUGGGUCAGUAUUGUGCUUUAUGAUGAACUAGAUAACAUUUCAAGUGUACUAUACCCAAUAAAUCAUACUUAAAAUUGAAGAGGACAAGGAUAUUCUUAGCAAGAGGACUAUAACAAGUUGGGAAAUUAGUGGAGAUAUUGUAUAAACAUGAAUGUUCCUGUCCUGAGCCUGGAAAAUAGCAAAAAUUCAAACCCUUUUUAAAACAUAGUUUUAAAAAUACAAGGCAUUUGAGAAAAAAUGAAUAACCCCAAUUUGAAAAGAAGGUUUAUAAAUGGAAUCGUGAUAAAUAUUUUUUGAUUGGUAGAAAGGAACCAGGUGGCAGAGACUAUGAAAUGGACUAAUUCAAACUAAUUCUUGAAACAAUUAGUCCAAACCUUUUAAAAAGUAUUUUAGUUCAAGAAUGGUUAGAUGUCUGGAAAUUAAGCUCAUAAUGAUCAGAUAUAAAACUGCAAAUCUUGACCAUCAAAAUAAGGAGGUUCUUUGAACACUAGGAGGAAGACUAUGGAUGUUGGUUAGAGAGAAAUAAUGCGUAUGCAUUAUUUUAAAUAUAUUUGCCUAGUCCUUGUGUUAUCAAUAACUUACUAAUAGCCUUCGAAAGAAAUUUCAUAGGAAGUGAUAAGAAAAUGGUAAUCUUGGUCAAUAGGCCACCAGGUGAUUCAUGGCACUGUUAUUCUAGGAAAAAUACUGCUCCUUUGUUGAGUUCUAAUUUUCUUCCUUCAGUCUUUUCAUUACAUUUCUUCAGGAAUUAUUUUUAUUCUGCUGACUUUUCUGUUAUUUAGACAUUUUAAAACCGAAUAUGAUUUUAGAUUUGAUUUUUUCUUGAAAUUACUUCUACAAUUAUUUCCUCCAGCCUUUUCAACAUUAGAAAUUUGGCAACAUAACUGAAAGUAGUGCAUAAGGAAUGGAGAUUAUGAAGGGAACAAGCAUAUAGUUUAGGGUGUGGUCAGUCACUUCAUUCUCUUCCUCUCCGGACAUAAUGACAAUAGGCUUGAAAAAAGAGAAACUCACCUAUUCAUUGAAUCGAGCUGCUUCUGCUAGCACUAUAAUAUUAUAAUAUCUUUAACACUUGUUUUAUAACUUGUAAAGAACUUAAUAUUAAAGUAUGACCCAUUAUAAUGUUGCUGACAUUUCAAUGUCACAAUAUUAAAAUAUUGUGCCAUUGAAGAAUAAAUCCUAGAAGGAGCAGGUAUGUAAAAUAGGACAAAUUUAAGGAAAGCAAAAUAAAAUCACAAAUGACAUCUAGUGAAAAAACCUUGAAAGGGAAUUGUCUUUAAUUAGUUCACAGUUGGAGAUGGUUCAUACUGCUUAUUUUAGUUAAGUCUUUCAUUUGAGGAGAAACAAGCUAUUUAACUUUCAGGAUGCUUGCGGGUAGUUGGAGAGCAACUUGAAUCCUCUAUCUUAUUGAAUAAAACUCUGCCUUCAAUAUAGUAUAAUUUUGAUAGGGAAGAAUAUCAUCUACAAAAUAUAAUCUAUUGGGAUUUGUCACACAUUAGAACAAAAACUCAAAGGUGGUGCAGUAAAGUAAAUUUAUGGCAUGUUUAUGAGUCUGUGUAGGAGUCAUUGAUAUUUAUUUUAAUGAGUAAAAUUGGCUCAGAAGCAUUUCUAAGUAGAUAUCCUUUCUACUAAGCCCUAAUACAAGAUCUAAGCUUAUGGCGAGAAGAAUCCCCUGGUUUACCAUAUGUGGUAGAUUUUUCUAUGUAGAGAAUAUAAGGAAUGAAAGAAAUUCUGAUAAACAUGUUAAUACUUUGGUUUUAUAAAGGUUUAUGAACAAAUAUCCUCAGAAAAGAAUGAAACUUUUACACUAAUAUUCCACAAGCCUGCUACUUUGCUGAAAUCUGGUUUUGUAAUAUACUUAUAACCAUCCACGCUUAUCUGUUGUUCACACAAGGUCUACCCACUUCAAGUAUCUCUAUAUAAUAAUAUUAGGGAACAUUAUUUCACUACAGACUUCAUGAAAACAAUGGAAUCCUACCAAAGUUGAAGCUGCACCGUGAAUGAUAGCUCUGUGCAUUUGUAUAACACUUAUUUAGUCAUAAUCUGUUUACAACAAAAAUAUAGAGAUACAGCAGAGGAUAUUCAGGGGCUAUAUUUAUAAAUUUCCAGUUCCUCCUAACUCACAAUGUGAUGAGAACACGUAGCCAAAUGUAACCACAAAAAUAGUCUUUGGUUUUUACUUAUAUUCUGCUUCUAGGUUUUGUGAUGCUUCUAUGUGUAUGUUCAAGAAAAUUCUUGUGUUGUGCUCUUCUUCACUGAAAAGAUACUUUCCAGUGUGAUGGUUUCAAACUCUGUAUUUAUCCUUGUUCCCAAAAUUCAAUUAAAACAUAUUAUUUGUGAUGACCGUUUUGCCCAAUAAACUCUGCACAAUGCU